GGUCUUUGCUAGUCUGCGAUUUCAGCUAGUAGCCCUGGGCGGGAAGACACCCUGUUCCCCACCCUCAUCCUGUCCCUCCCCCUCCCCCUCUGCAACUCCGGCGUCUUGGAUCGCUGCUCUCUCUUUUAUCCUCCUUUCUCUACAGCUGGGCCGGGGCAGUCACUGGAUGCUUGGGGUUAAAUGGUGCGGGAGGAUAGACGCGGAGGAGUCCCCGGGAUUUUCCACGUCUACCUUCCCACCCACAAUCCCGGACGCAGGGGUCCAAUUUGGACCGACCCAAGCCCAUACUUUCUUUUUUGCAGGCAAACUGUGGGUGACCGCGCCUGCGGGGGACUUUGCCAUCCGUCCACUGGGACCUGGGGAGGAGAAGCCAGAAGCCUCCCAUCCCCUCCCCCUCCACCAAUUCGGAUACCCCGCAGAGGCUUGCUUUGGGGUUCUCACUGAUUUCCAAGAAGGACGCGUGCCCCUCUCUGAUCCCAGCGCGGGCGGCCACCUGUCUUUGCCGCGGUGACCCCUCUCCCAUGACCCUGCGGUGCCUCGAGUCCUCCGGGAAUGGCGCGGAAGGGACGCAGAGCCAGUGGGGGACCGCGGGGUCCGCGGAAGAGCCGUCCCCGGAGGCGGCGCGUCUGGCGAAGGCCCUACGGGAGCUCAGUCAAACAGGUUGGUACUGGGGAAGUAUGACUGUUAAUGAAGCCAAAGAGAAAUUAAAAGAGGCACCAGAAGGAACUUUCUUGAUUAGAGAUAGCUCGCACUCAGACUACCUACUAACAAUAUCUGUUAAAACAUCAGCUGGACCAACUAAUCUGCGAAUCGAAUACCAAGAUGGGAAAUUCAGGUUGGACUCGAUCAUAUGUGUCAAAUCCAAGCUUAAACAGUUUGACAGUGUGGUUCAUCUGAUCGACUACUACGUUCAGAUGUGCAAGGAUAAGCGGACAGGCCCAGAAGCGCCCCGGAACGGCACCGUUCACCUUUAUCUGACCAAACCGCUCUACACAUCAGCCCCGCCUCUGCAGCAUCUCUGUAGACUCACCAUUAACAAAUGCACCGGCACCAUCUGGGGACUGCCUUUACCAACAAGACUAAAAGAUUACUUGGAAGAAUAUAAAUUCCAGGUAUAAGUGUUUCUCUUUUUCUAAACAUGCCUCCCAUAGAGUAUCUCCGAAUGCAGCUAUGUAUUUAAAAAAAAAAAAAAAAGGAACCAAAACUUGAGUCACUACUCUGGAUAACUACUCGGAAUUCUAAAAACAGCUGAAGUCCAUCUAACUUAAACGUGUGACGAGGUAGCUAGGUAUUUAAAGUUUCCCCCAAAUGUUUUCACCGGAGUAAUGCUUCCUUUCCUAAGGCUGACCAAGACCAGCUGAUCCUUUUAAGUUAAAAAUAAAAUGUCCUGAGUAGAGGCUGAAGGAACAUUUUAUCAGAAUGCCUUGCCUUCCCAGGGUUCCUGUUUGUUAGGAGAAGGCCCAGACCCUGGCGGUAGAGCGAGAACUCCGUGCAGGAGCACUGAAGAAGUCGAAGGAAAAAACUGACGCAGGCUUAGCUUUAAUUUUACGUGCCUGGUGAUCAGAGUCUACUUUAGGACGUUUUCUGUUUUUGCGUUCUUGAUGUACCUAGGAGUUUUGUUAAACAGAUCCUGCUUGUGAGUAUUUAUCCUCCUUUUUAUGCAAUUAACCAAAUCAACCAAAAAAGUGACCAUGAAAUCCUGUAUUUGACUUUUUACUACAUGUAUGAACUCUCUCAUGUGAAUGAGUACUGUAGUAAUCCAUUUUAAGGGAGCCUUAUUUCAGAAAUAUUUCAAACUGGUGCAAACGGAAAAGACUUUGUCUUUUCCUUUAAGGCUAAAGAAUGUCGUGCUAUACAGGUGCAACUCAAUCCCUGUUAAUAAAACCAUGUAGAUACAGACAUUUUAUCCUUUGAAGUAGCUGUAUCCCAACCUGUUGCCAUUGACUUUUGGGAAACAGCUUUAGAAAUUUCCAAGUUGUCCUUGAAUUGUCUGACCACGGACAUCAGCACUUGGUCUCCCUUCUACCAUGUAGAAUACUUCGACUUAAUUUUCUUCCAGAGAUAGGGGGAUACUUGCCUGUUUUUCAAAGUGUUUAUUUACUGCUGUUACUAUUUGAUUAGAAUGUAUUAAAUAAAAAUACUUGACUUUUA
This is a messenger RNA of Prionailurus viverrinus (fishing cat), 2151 nucleotides long. RefSeq names its product suppressor of cytokine signaling 2 (gene SOCS2). The record is from RefSeq and is a predicted model, not a curated record. NCBI's taxonomy places the organism in Eukaryota, Metazoa, Chordata, Mammalia, Carnivora, Felidae. The transcript is spliced from 2 exons. Gene Ontology annotation, molecular function: 1-phosphatidylinositol-3-kinase regulator activity. Gene Ontology annotation, cellular component: phosphatidylinositol 3-kinase complex. The coding region runs from base 522 to 1118 and encodes 198 amino acids. Gene Ontology annotation, biological process: phosphatidylinositol phosphate biosynthetic process; intracellular signal transduction.